Messenger RNA from Papilio polytes (common Mormon), 1770 nucleotides. Its product is annotated as vacuolar protein sorting-associated protein 13B-like. The transcript is spliced from 11 exons. The record is from RefSeq and is a predicted model, not a curated record. The coding region runs from base 247 to 1770 and encodes 507 amino acids. NCBI's taxonomy places the organism in Eukaryota, Metazoa, Arthropoda, Insecta, Lepidoptera, Papilionidae.
UCAAAAUUUUGGCGUAAUCAAAAACACAAACAUCACAGCCCAUGAUUAUAAAUCAAAGUUGCUAUAAAGUGGUUUAAUUCUAAUAAAUUACUGUAAAAUUAUGAAGAAACUAAUUGUGAACGUCCAGCACCAAUGAUGGAAAUGUAAUAAGCUUAAAGAAGAUCAGGAAAUUGAACUACGUGGAGUAUGUAGAAUUAGAGAAAAAAGACACUAUAAAUUUAGUUGUGUUGUACACAACCUACAAAGAUGUUUAACAUUGAGUCUUAUAUCACUCCUAUAUUACUAAGCUAUAUUGAAAAAUACGUAAAAGACUUUAGGCCAGCUGAUGCCCAAGUAUCACUAUGGGGCGGAGGUGUAGCACUUCACAAUCUAGUUCUCAAACCAGAUGUAUUGCAGCAAGUUAUUGCCCUGCCAUUUACUCUUGUCUCUGGUCGAAUACAUGAACUACUUAUCAGGGUACCAUGGACCAAGAUUAUGUCCGAACCCAUAACUAUCACCAUUGACACUAUAGAAUGUAUCCUAAGUCUUCAUUCACCUCCAGAAGAGACUACUGAACCUGAAGUACCCAGGAACCAAGUAGUGGAAGCCCCGCCAGGGUAUAUGCGUGCGUUGGUCCGCCGCGUUGUCAGCAACAUUAGUGUGCGUGUACACCAUCUCAUUGUGAAGUAUGUGCAGGAUGAUAUUGUACUGUCGCUGAACAUCAAACACUUGGCAGUUGAUAGCGCUGACUCUAAUUGGAACCCUGCAUUUGCUGACAUAGAGGUGGGCGACCCUGCGCUACGGAGACUGGUACGCUUGGACGAUCUCACAUUGUGUCUGGACCGUGCUGAUGCCGAUGGCAAGAUACGUUUCUACCAGGAACCUCUACUUUACAGAUGUCAGCUCGACUUUAGGGUACUAACUCGGCUUGUGUCAGCGAAACGUGUGAGGCCGCUGUCGGUGUGGGUGCAGGCUCGCGCCGCGCGGCUGGCGGGCGGGGCCAGCAACGAACAAAUGGCGCUUCUUGUGCGGCUGCUCAGGGAGCGCCCGCCGCCGCCCGCCUCGCCAGCACCAACACCACUCAUCACACCACCGCCGCAAACAGGAUCUUCAUCGACGUCGUUGGAAGGAGCGCGUACAGAGAGCUGGACGGAGUGGGCGUGGUCGUGGUUGCCGGCUUCCGAUGAGUCCGAGGACGCGGCGCCCUCUGUGCCCGUACCUGUACCGCUCAUACUGACGGUGUACUUUGACGACGUCUCAUUCACUUUCAAAAUGAUGGAGACGGAUAUGAGCGGGAAGCGUCGCGCGCGUCCCGUACUGCAACUAGUAGCGACGCAUACAGCUGUUAAGUUCUCAAAGUGCGCGCCAACUUCGCUGCGAGUGCGCAUCGGGGCCCGGCUGCUGGAGCUGCGCGCGCACGGCAAAUGCGUCUGCGGUCAAUUGCUACCCGCGCAGGCUAAUUUUGAGCCGACUAUAUAUUUGAGCAACAUUGAAAAGUCAGAAGAGCCAUGGGUUUGGCCAGAAGAGAACUUUGGCGUCCGUCCUGUGGAGACGGCCUUGGCUGUGGACGAACAGUUUCGAGCAUCACCUGAACCUGUUAAUACUGAAACUUCGGAGGGCACCAUCGUGGAAAGCGAAUGGUGGAAAGAGGUCCCUCAGGAUGGUGACAACGACGUGCUAUGGGUGCAGAUGUCGCCCGUAGUGUUUGUGGAGUACUGCCACGACCGCGCGCCGCCGCACUCACACCUCAACCCAUAUGAUAAACCACCACUCGACUUUGAAUACAGGUAA